Triplophysa dalaica is the source of this 4379-nucleotide messenger RNA. It is a transcript of the gene cdkl5, whose product is annotated as cyclin dependent kinase like 5. Gene Ontology annotation, biological process: regulation of dendrite development; protein phosphorylation; positive regulation of axon extension. The record is from RefSeq and is a predicted model, not a curated record. Gene Ontology annotation, cellular component: dendrite cytoplasm; nucleus. Gene Ontology annotation, molecular function: protein kinase activity; ATP binding. NCBI's taxonomy places the organism in Eukaryota, Metazoa, Chordata, Actinopteri, Cypriniformes, Nemacheilidae.
GAUCGCGUUGUUAGGUUGUCAAUGGCUCAGAAUGAAGGUGGAUACUGUUGCAGCUGCGAUGAUGGGUUACCACUGCAGGUGAAAAUGAAAACAUCGUUUCUUGGCGAUGCGGAUAGAGGAGACUUUGCGCAUCGGUGUCUCGGGCAUAAGUGACUGAGUGCGUGUGUCUGUGUGUGUGCAUAGUGUAUUAGUUUGCAGGAAUGUGAGUCAGAGUGUGUGUGUGGAUUAUGACCAACCGGGAGCAAAAUUUUGCUGCAAUGACCCGUUUAAGUGCAGAUUUCUGUCCCAUCCAUCGGCCUUCCACUCCUCUCGGCCCAGACAUGCACCAUCACGCCAUCUUUUGACUUGAUGAAGAUUACUUACAUCGGUAAUGUGAUGAAUAAAUUUGAGGUCCUUGGGAUUGUAGGAGAGGGAGCCUAUGGGGUGGUCCUGAAAUGCAGACACAAGGAGACAAAAGAGCUUGUGGCUAUUAAGAAGUUCAAGGACAGCGAAGAGAAUGAGGAGGUCAAAGAAACGACGUUACGAGAGCUCAAGAUGCUCCGGACGUUGAAGCAGGACAACAUCGUAGAAUUGAAAGAGGCUUUUCGGCGACGGGGAAAACUCUAUCUUGUGUUUGAAUAUGUGGAGAAGAAUAUGCUUGAGCUGUUGGAGGAGUUGCCUAAUGGUGCACCACCCGAAAAAGUACGGAGCUACAUCCUUCAGCUAAUCAAAGCUAUUCACUGGUGUCACAAGAAUGAGAUUGUUCACAGGGACAUCAAGCCUGAAAACCUGCUCAUCAGCUCCAAUGAUGUCUUGAAGCUGUGUGAUUUUGGCUUUGCCCGUAACCUCUCUGAAGGCAGCGAUGCUAACUACACCGAAUAUGUGGCAACCAGGUGGUACCGCUCACCUGAACUGCUUCUGGGGGCUCCAUAUGGGAAGGCGGUGGACAUGUGGUCAGUGGGGUGUAUUUUGGGAGAAUUGAGUGAUGGGCAGCCCCUGUUUCCGGGCGAAAGUGAAAUCGACCAGCUCUUCACCAUUCAGAAGGUGUUGGGUCCCUUACCACCAGAACAGAUGAAGCUGUUUUACAGCAACCCUCGUUUCGCUGGACUAAGAUUUCCUUCUGUAAGUCACCCUCAGACACUUGAGCGAAGGUACCUGGGUAUUAUCCAUGGACUCAUGUUGGAUUUAAUGAAGAACCUGCUGUGCCUGAACCCGACUGAACGCUUUCUGACGGAGCAGUGUCUGAACCACCCUGUGUUUCAGGGUUUGAGGGGUCCGGAGCGACCAGCGCCACCUUCGCCAACCCCACCUCGCUCUUCAAAGAGGAAACCGUACCACGGAGACAACACUAUCCCCAGCCGGAAUCAUAGCAAGAGCUCAAGUCAUCGGCGAGCUAACAGCAAAGAUUGCUCGUCUCUUCCCCGCCACGAAGACCUCCACCGGAGUACCGACAACUUCCUAAAUGGCAGCAACAUGCCAACUUCUUCCACCCUGAGCCCUACCUUACACCCCAAGAGCUACCAGGUCCAGACCCUAAGCCGCUCUGCCUCUAGCAGCAAAGAUCUGGCUAACAACAACCUUCCCCACCUCCUCAGCCCCAAAGACAAUAAAGGAAAGACCGAGUUUGAUUUCAACCUGGGGCCUAAACCUGGAGGUCCAACUGUAGUAGCAGACACAUCCGGUUUAAAGUACCUCAAGUCCUCUAAACCAGGACGCCACUCAUCCUUCUUAGAAGGGAAGACCAGCACGCUCCAGUCCGGGGACAAGCACAGUCGCCAUAACUACAUGGAAUCCUCACACGGAUCCAUGCCUUCCACAUCCUCCUCCAAAAGUUCCUCGUCCUUCCUCAGCCUGUCCAAGAGCCACGGGGCGCUGAGUGACGCCAAGUCCGUUGGGAAUCUCUCCGAGACGCGGCUUCACCCAGACGACCCCAUGGCCGGGUCGGGCUCGGGUUCCAGGUACUUCCCAUCUAGCUGCCUGGAUCUAAACGCGGCUCCCGGCAGCCCAAGAGGGGAGCGGCACGCUGGGACGGAACGCCAAGGUCACAGCCCCAGCGGACGGGGGAACUCACGCCUGGAGGGAGGAACACUUGACUCGCGCCGUUCUUCAGGACGCAAAAAAACACCGGAUGAACCGAAGGCUUCCGACACGCUCGACCCCAACAGGGUUGUGGGAGCAGGGGGCGGGCACUCUCACAAUCUCCCGUCCCCACACGAGUCCUAUCCUUACGGUCUCGGCUACACUAGUCCGUUCUCCUCACAGCAGCGACCUCACCGCCACUCCAUGUACGUUCGGAGAGAGCGACACCGGCCACACGGACAGGAGGUGGGCUUGGUGGUCGGGCAGGGAGCACCGACGCGUGCCAGCAGCUUACAGCUCCUCUCGCCUCAGCUGCAGCACAGAACGCUCCCACGGCACAACACCAGUUCAUCUCGAGAAGAACUCUCGCAAGAUAUGAGCAGGAAUGACCAGUCGCCCAAAGAGAAGACUCACUCUCGUCCUCCGAUUAAAGACUCUACGAGGGACAACACAGCUUCUUUCCACACACAGCGCCCAAAAAAUGAGUGUGAGCGACCUCUCGUAACCCAGCCUGGGAUGUACCAUGACUCACAUAUGGAAGACGGAACCUCGUCCAAGGAAAACCGAAUCAUCUACAGUGACUCAAUGCCUCGUAGAGUAGGAAGCUUCUACAGAGUCCCCUCACCUCGACCUGACAACACGUUCCACGAGAGCACUGGGCAGAGCAGAGUGCCGGCCGUGGCAGCAGAAAAUACAGCCAUGACAAACCACCCCAAACGUCAGACCAAUUUCGACCCCUGGAAUAACUCAGAGGUUAUGGUCAUGAACAAACCAGAGGUCCCUAAACAAAAAGAGAAGCAGGGUUUCUUCAGAGCCAUAAAGAAGAAAAAAAAGAAAUCGCAGCCGACGGACGUCAACGCGGGAAGGAACCCGAGCAUCAAGAAAAGCCUUUUCCCCCUCUUUAACUCAAAGAAUAGCUUAAAGCAUAAUUCUGCUGUCAAAGUGCUACCUGUUGUCCCGCAGCCCAUGGUUCCCGGUGAAAGCCAGCAGGAGCAGCUAGUGAUACAGAGACCAGUGAAAUCCUCCUCUCAUCACAGCAGUCGACAACGGAACAGGGAUCGUGACCGGGAGCGUGACCUGGAAAGGGACAGGGACCGAGACCGGGAAAGAAACCGCGAGAGGGAUCGCGAAAGGGACAGAGACAACACUUGGCCACCUGAAAAGCAACCGGACGUCCAGCCUCAGAACCAGCCUCUGAAGUCCCUGCGUAAACUCCUUCACCUUUCUUCUCCCGCUACGUCCAAUCAGCCGCCGCCUCCCGAUCGCUCGGCAGAACUGCGCUUCCAUCCUCUUCCUAACCCCUCCAAAGGAAACCUGAACGAGGGCAGAGGGCACCCGGUGGGCAGCGUCACCCCUAAUACCAAGAGCCGCAAACCCCACAACUACCCUCUGCCAGGGCAGAUCGAGUCCAGCUGGCACGUCUCUGCUUUGACUCGAGCCGAGGGUGCACCAUAUCCAGACCAAAUGGCAAAUAAAGGUGGGCAGAACGGUAUUGGCUUUACCCGAGCCCCCCGCGCGAGGAUGCCGAACCUCAACGAUCUAAAGGAAACAGCUCUUUAGAGGGAGCCCCUUGAUACUUGGUCUCUCUUUUCCUUCUUGGCUACCUAUGGAAUGCUACACGAUAUUGUUCAUACAGUGGUACACGAUGCCACUUCUAGCCAGAAGGUGGCAAUAGUUAUGUCUCAGAUUUGUUUUUUAAAAGCAUCCACAUUUGAUAGAAUUUGUAUUAUUGUUCAUUACAUCUGGGUUCAGUUUUCUGUUCAAUAUCUUAUUGAUGAUGAUAUGAAUCUAUGUAUUUGUAAAUGGAAACUUAGGGACGGGGGACAAAUCUGUGGAAUUGUAAGAGCUUUAGUUUCUACACAAGAGAAUGUAUAAAUAUUUAAUGUGUAGUAAUUCUAUAUUUCAUGGAGAUUAUUUGAUGAAUAAUCGGUGUGUUAAUAGUUACAAUGUACAGAGUGCAUUUUAUGGUUGUAACAGACGUAUCUAUUGUUUGAAUUACUUUCCUCUCUUUGUUGAACAUUGUUUUCAGAUAUGAAUUUUCAGUAGGUCUACAGUAUAUUACACACUGCUCAUACUGCAGGUUAAAGAAUGAAACCUCUCAAGGCUUUGGACUUUUCCCCAAUGAAAUGAGAUCAGCAAUUACUGAUGGUUUCUAAGCAGGUUCUGUAAUACUUUUCAGGUGAGACUAUUAAAUCGAAGUCCCAUGAUGCCUAUUUGUCUCACUUUACCUUUAGCCUCAUGUCUUACAACAUUUCCAUUCAUUAAAAAAUCCCUGCUUCCCAUGAGCUCAAAACGGCAUUAAAAACAGGAUAUUAACAUCA